AAACCCUUCUUCUAAAGAAUCAAACAUGCGUUUGAUCUAUGGAAUCCUCCGUUCUUACGAAAAUUCAAUAGUUAUGAUGAGUCUUGAUCAGAAAACUCUUAAGAGAAGCCCCGAGACCAAGAGAAUGGAUCCGAGUAACAACAAGAAGAGAAGAACCUCGGAGAAGAAGACGUCCGAGAAAGUUAAGAUUUGUGUUGGAAGAGAACAAGAAGGAACUUCUCAACUUGAUGAUAGUUUUUGCUGGAGAAAAUAUGGUCAGAAAGAUUUUCACGGAUCCAAGAACCCUAGAGGAUAUUAUAGAUGUACACAUCGAUUCACACGAGGGUGUUUAGCGGUGAAGCAAGUACAAAAAUCAGAUGCAGACUCUUCGUGUUACGAAGUCAAGUACUUAGAGAGUCACACAUGUAACGGCAAUUUACUAUCAACCACCAAACACUCUAUUUCUUUGUUUAAAGAAGAAGAACGAAACAGAGUACCUAAGUUACAUCAUGUUAGAGAGCAAUCAGAAGACCAUGUGAAAUCUGAAGAAUUAAUGUUAAGUCUCGAUGACUUGGAAAACAAGAAGGAGAUUUUCAAAACGUUUUCAUUUUCAAAUCCCGAGACUGAGAAUACUACUGGCUGGAAAAAUCUGAUGGAGAAUUUUUCUCCUACAACAACAUCAGAAUCUGGAAUCACCAACGAGUUGAUAUAUGCGUCUUCUGCUUCUGUUGCAAAUUCACCCACCGAGGAUUCGUGUUUCUCUUCUUUGAAAAAUAUUCUCGAUUUAAGUUAUGAUUGGUCUUUGAUGUAA
Messenger RNA from Camelina sativa (false flax), 790 nucleotides. RefSeq names its product putative WRKY transcription factor 46. Gene Ontology annotation, biological process: regulation of DNA-templated transcription. Gene Ontology annotation, cellular component: nucleus. The record is from RefSeq and is a predicted model, not a curated record. Gene Ontology annotation, molecular function: DNA-binding transcription factor activity; transcription cis-regulatory region binding. Lineage: Eukaryota; Viridiplantae; Streptophyta; Magnoliopsida; Brassicales; Brassicaceae.